Molecule: messenger RNA, 2007 nt
Organism: Acanthocheilonema viteae
Lineage: Eukaryota; Metazoa; Nematoda; Chromadorea; Rhabditida; Onchocercidae
Source: the annotation of a GenBank genome assembly
AUGCCAUUUGAACGAAGAAGAAAUGUGAGAUCAAAUGAAGCAGAUGGAGUAACGGAGGAAAAAGAGUAUCAUCAAGUGGCAAUCAACGACAGCAGCAGCACUAGCAAGGGAGACAGUCGCGAAGGAUGGGACAAUAAAAUGCAGUUUCUUAUGGGUGUUAUUUCUUAUUCUGUUGGUCUUGGAAAUGUGUGGCGAUUUCCCUACCUAUGUCAGAAAAAUGGCGGAGGUGCAUUUUUAAUACCUUAUUGCAUAAUGAUGUUUCUGGAAGGCACACCAUUGUUUCUUGUUGAACUUGGCAUUGGGCAAAAAUUGCGAUUGGGAUCUGUUGGUGUUUGGAACGAAAUUCAUCCAUAUUUUGGAGGUGUUGGAGUGUCGGCAGCCAUUGUUUCGUUUCUUGUCGUCCUUUAUUAUAACGUUAUCAUUACGUGGUGUAUAUAUUAUUUGUACAGAUCAUUCGAUAUCAAUUUACCUUGGAGCAGUUGUCCGGAAAUAAAUGGUUCUGUGGUGGAAGAAUGCCAGAUGUCCAGUUCCACAACAAGUUAUUUCUGGAACCGUAAAGCAAUUGACACAAGCGAGUCAAUAGGUGAUUUUGGUGGCUUUGUUCCUCACAUGACAAUUUCACUGAUUCUUGCCUGGAUACUAAUCUACCUCUGCGUUAUGUAUCUUACGGCUACUUUUCCGUACGCAGUUACCACCAUAUUCUUGAUUAGAUCACUGAUGCUGGAUGGCGCAGCCGAGGGUUUGAAAUACAUGAUGAAUCCUGAUCUGAAGCGUUUAUGGGAUCCAAACGUUUGGAUGGAAGCUGCAACACAAAUAUUUUACAGUAUGGGAUUAGGACUCAUAGCAUUUGGAUCUUACAAUCCGGAAAAGAACAAUUGUAAAAAAGAUGUUCUUUGGCUUUCUCUCUGCAAUCUGAUCACCUCACUUUAUAUGGCUGUUGUUAUUUUUUGUGUUCUUGGCUACAUGGGUGUACAAAAUUACAACAGUUGUAUAAAACGAGAUAUAGCCAAUAUUCUUGUUAUAUAUCCAAAUAAAUUUCGAAACUUUGAUGAAAUCCAAGGCAAUAUAUCGACGGAACAAUAUACAAUGUGGAUGUAUCGCGACUUCAAAAAUACCGAAUUUCCCCUUCUGGCCAACGUGACAGGUCAUUGUAAUUAUAAAGAGAUCAUUUCACAGGCAGCUGAGGGGACGGGUUUAGCGUUUGUUGUAUUCACAGAAGCAAUAAAUCAAUUUCCAUUUCCACCAUUUUGGGCAGUAAUGUUUUUCCUGAUGCUUUUAAUGCUUGGUAUGGGUUCAAUAUUCGGCACCUUGGAAGGUGUGAUAACAUCACUAAAUGAUAGCAAACUUAUUAAUUUAAAAAAGCCCGUUUUUACGGCUAUUUUAUGUUCUAUUGCUUGUGGUAUUGGUCUUGUUUUCACAACACAUUCCGGUCAGUAUUGGGUUAUGUUGUUUGAUCAUUUUGCCGGCUCUUACGCCCUUAUGGGUGUAGCUUUUUUCGAAGUUUUGGCUGUGAUAUAUGUUUACGGAUGGCAAAAUUUUACUCGAGAUUUAGUGGAUAUGACUGGUGAAAGAAUUUCCUGUUAUUGGACAGUCACAUGGCGCUUCAUAUCACCAGUCCUCAUGCUUGUCCUCUUUUUUGCCUCCAUUGUUAAAUCUUUCAUUGAUUUACCGAAAUAUUUUGUUUACAAUUCUCAGACAGCAAGUUUAACGUUUAUUUUAUUAACACACCAAAAUGCGCAAACAUAUCCUGAAUGGGUUUUGGUUAUUGCCGGUUCAAUGGUUUUAUUUGCUAUUGCUCCAGUACCAUUGAUUUAUCUUAUUCGAAAAUUCAAAAUUAUGAAUUUAGAGAUGGAUAUAUCUACGUCCCAAAAAUAUCUAAAUGCAACACCGAGUACGACAUAUAUUAUCAGAUCUGUAUCAUUGGUCACUCAACCUUCCACUGGAAAUAAUGCAAGGUUGUUGCCGUUGAAAUCUUCUUCUGAAAGCAACAUGAUUAAUGUUAACUAA